Arabidopsis lyrata subsp. lyrata is the source of this 1556-nucleotide messenger RNA. Its product is annotated as protein ELC-like. The transcript has a single exon. The record is from RefSeq and is a predicted model, not a curated record. Gene Ontology annotation, biological process: protein transport; endosome to lysosome transport; protein modification process. Gene Ontology annotation, molecular function: ubiquitin binding. Bases 482 to 1483 code for a protein of 333 amino acids. Gene Ontology annotation, cellular component: ESCRT I complex. Lineage: Eukaryota; Viridiplantae; Streptophyta; Magnoliopsida; Brassicales; Brassicaceae.
CACUUGAGUCCUAGAGAUAUGUAAAAUUCACUGAGCAGCAAACGAGACUGCACAGAAAAAUCAUUGAUCAAAGCAUUUAUGUUCCAUCAAACAAAGAAAGGCUUAGCAAUCUUCAGCUAUUCCAAGUCAAAAAGCCUUAUAGCAUAAGAUUAAAGUAUUGAGACUAAAUUAGUGAAGUUAGACCAAGCCAAAAUGGAUAAUUAAAUUAAAUACAUACAAACUUAAUCAAUGAUCCAGUGACAAAAUAUAAUAAUAAUCUAAGGAAAAAGACAAUUAGCAAAGGUGUUUUCUAUCCAAGAAGGUAAACUUCCACGAAACAAUGGAACAAUCACUAUCCCUUGUUCCCUAAGCUUGAGUGCUUGACCCAAAACAUUUCAAGUCAUUUCACAAUAUAAAACAAUAAAACUGAAGAACUCAAAACCAAAGAAUCGUCAUAAAUAUCACAGAACCAGCUUUAGCCUCAAAGUCACUAACCUUUUGAAUGGCAGCAUCAUCAUCUUCUUCUCAAGUCAGAUUCAUAGAAAAAGCCCUUCUCGCCACCGGUUCAUUUGCUCUAUCCUACACAGAUCCUGAUCAAAAAUGGCUCAUCAGAAAGCACCUAACUUCACUACUCCAAGAUUAUCCAAACUUCGAGCUCUCAACCGAUAUUUUCAAUCACAACAACGGCGCCAAAGUUCAACUCUUUUGCCUUGAAGGAUCUCUAGGUAUUCGAAACUCCACUACACAACUCCCAGCCGUGCAAUUAACCAUUUGGAUUCACGAAAACUACCCAUUAACGCCUCCUCUGGUGUUUAUAAACCCUAAUUCAAUCCCAAUUCGCACCAACCACCCAUUCGUCAAUUCUUCAGGAUUCACAAACUCUAGAUACAUCGAAACAUGGGAACACCCACGAUGCAAUUUACUCGAUUUCAUUCGAAACCUCAAGAAAGUUCUCGCUAAUGAUCACCCAUUUCUACACACUGAAUCAAUCCCAACUCGGAAUCAAUCAGUUUCGAGAACCGAAGCCUUAGAUCGAUUAGCUACGAGUCUCCACUACGACGUUCUAACAAUCAUGGAGAGAUCAGAGGAAGAGAUUGAAAACCUAUGGAAACUUCAAUCAGAGGUGAAGCAAAGAUCUGAAUCGGUUAAAACAAUCAUCAAUGAGCUUGAGAUGGAGAGAGAGACAUUAAAGGUGAGAGCUUUAAAUCUCAAAGAUGAUUCCGAUGUUUUGGCCACAUGGGUGGAGACGAACUAUGAUACGUUGAUGAAAGCGACGUCGAUGGAUAUGGGAAUCGAGGAAAUGUUUGAAAUUGAACCGGAAGUGGAGGGAUUGGCGGGAGAUGACGCCAUUGAAGAUGUGUUGAGAGUACUGGAAGAAGCUGCGGAGAGAGGAGAGUUGGAGAUAGCUUUGUAUCUAAAGCAAGUGAGAGUGUUGGCCAGAGAACAAUUCUUCAUUAGGCAUUAUCGUUUAAAACUCGAAUUUCCAUAUUUGAGUAUGUUGUGAAUUUUUUUUUUUUUUGUAUAUAGUAUUUGAUGGAUUUCAUCAAAAGAUAUAUUUUUACUCAAAAUUGUCUAAA